AUGGGUAAGAUUGACGGAGGCGGCAUUCAGUUCUGUGAUGGCCUGAGCAGCGAGCAGUGUCGGUUAAUUCUUAUCAACACGGAUUCAGGCGAGCACACUGUUGUGAAUGCGAGUCAACUACAAAAACCUGAGGUGGUUGACCCAACUGGAAAGAAGCCUGAGAUGGUCGGGUCCUCGUCGUCAAUGGCAGCAGAUAAUGAUAAUGUGAUGAUGGUGGUGGAGCAUGAAGAAGAGGAUGAGCAAGCACCUCCAAUAGGGUUGGGAGAGUGUCGUAUUUGCCAAGAAGAGGAUUCUUUCAACAACUUGGAGAGUCCUUGUGCUUGCAGUGGAAGUCUUAAGCUAAAAUAA
Messenger RNA from Striga hermonthica, 348 nucleotides. NCBI's taxonomy places the organism in Eukaryota, Viridiplantae, Streptophyta, Magnoliopsida, Lamiales, Orobanchaceae. The record is from the annotation of a GenBank genome assembly.